Molecule: messenger RNA, 3464 nt
Organism: Oryzias melastigma (Indian medaka)
Lineage: Eukaryota; Metazoa; Chordata; Actinopteri; Beloniformes; Adrianichthyidae
Product: very long-chain acyl-CoA synthetase
Exons: 10
Coding region: 121-1968 (615 amino acids)
Molecular function (GO): long-chain fatty acid transmembrane transporter activity; long-chain fatty acid-CoA ligase activity
Source: RefSeq, a predicted model, not a curated record
GAGACAGCUGAACAAAGUUCAAAGAGGCGGAACCAUCAUAGAUUUUACUGCCGUCGGGCCCCUGAAAGACUCUGGAUCUUCUCUCAUGGCAGCUGGAUUGAAGCAUUCUGCCUGCUUACAAUGAUUGCGUAUGUCCUGUGCACCGUUUUAGCAGCUUUGGCUGCACUUCUCUACCUGAGGAACCCCUAUUUGCUGGCGGACUUAAAUUAUGCAAUCAACAUGAUGUACGUGGGUUAUCGUUUAGGACAGGUACAGAGACGCUUUUACGGCUUUCUGGACUGUUUUCUGGACAGAGUAGCGAGGCAUCCAGACAAGAAGCUGAUCAUUUUUGAGGAUGUGUCCUACACUUAUAAACAAGCAGAUGCAGAGAGCAACAAGGUGGCCCGGGCUCUGUCUGCACACGCCCAGCUGAAGCCGGGGGACACGGUGGCGCUGUUCCUGGGUAACGAGCCCCUGUUCGUGUGGGUCUUCCUGGCUUUGGCCAAGCUAGGCUGCGUGGCGGCUCUGCUGAACAACAACAUCCGGUCCAGAUCUCUGCUGCACUGCUUCUCCUGCUGUGGAGCCAAAGUCCUCAUCACCAGCCCCGAUCUGAGGGAAGCCGUGGAGGAGGUGUUCCCCACGCUGAGGGAGCAGGGCAUCCGUGUGUUUGUCCUCAGUGAUCAUGUUGAAGCUGAUGGCUUCGAAAGCCUCUGCGAUAAGAUUCAGAAUGCGUCAGACCAGCCUUUGUCACCUGAGCUGAGGGCGAACAUUCACCACAAGAGUCCGGCGCUGUACAUCUACACCUCAGGGACCACAGGCCUUCCAAAAGCUGCUAUAAUCACCCACCAGAGGGCAUGGUCUGCUGCUUUGAUUCACGAAAUGGUUGGCGUGCGCUCAAGCGACAUCUUCUACCUUUAUCUGCCUCUUUACCAUACAGCAGGUUUUCUGAUGGGACUCUGUGGAGGAAUAAACAAAGGCGUUACUUUUGUUUUAAAGCGUAAAUUCUCAGUGUCCAGCUUCUGGGACGACUGUCGGAAAUACAACAUCACUGUCAUUCAGUACAUAGGAGAGAUCAUGCGUUACCUCUGCAACACGCCAAAGAAAGACAAUGACAGGAAUCACAAUGUACGACUAGCAUUUGGUAACGGGAUAAGGGCGGACACCUGGGCUGAAUUCCUGGACCGCUUUGGAAACAUUCAAAUCUGCGAAUGCUACGGAGCAACAGAAGCAAAUAUCGGCUUCAUCAACUACGUUGGAAAGAUCGGAGCUCUCGGUAGAGAGAAUUUUCUCCACAAAAUUGGAAACAAAUACGCCCUCAUCAGAUAUGAUACGGAGAAAGACCAGCCAUUCAGAAACGCAGAGGGAUUCUGUGUUGAAGUCCCAAAAGGGGAAACUGGCUUGUUGGUGUCGAAAAUAGGGGCCUCCACCCCCUUUGUGGGCUACGUUAACAACCAGCAGCAGACGGAGAGAAAGAAACUGAAAGACGUCUUUGUGAAGGGAGACCUCUACCUAAACAGUGGCGACCUUCUGAGGAUAGACAGCGAGGGAUUUGUGUACUUCCAGGACCGCACUGGAGACACUUACAGGUGGAAAGGAGAAAAUGUGGCGACCACAGAGGUGGCUGAUCAAUUACUCCUGGUGGACUUUGUUGAGGAGGCAAAUGUCUACGGAGUGAAGGUGCCAGGACACGAGGGCCGGAUUGGAAUGGCUGCCCUGAAGCUGCAGGAGAACAUGGAGUUUGAUGGCAGAGCUAUUUAUCAGUGUGUUAAGAGCAACCUGCCCAGCUACGCCAGGCCACGGUUCAUACGCACACAGGAUGCUCUGUCGGUGACGGGAACAUUUAAGCACAUGAAGGUGAAGCUGGGAGAGGAAGGCUUCAAUCCCGCUACCAUCCAGGAUCCCCUAUACUUCCUGGAAGACAAUAAAGGCUAUGUACCCAUGACCCAGGAGAUAUUCAACUCCAUCUUAGAGGGAAAACUCAGGCUUUGAAUGCGAAUUAUUUUGAGAUUUUUCUUUAUUUGUAUUUUUUUUAUUUUUGGCUUCAGGUGACACAAGAUGGGUUAAAAUUCAAAACAACUGAUCUGUUCACACAUGCAGAGCACACCUUAUGAACUUGGUUUCAGUUUGGGGAAAAAUUUGAUAAAAGGUUUUAUUAGAAAAUUAUUUUUUAACAACUAAAAGAAGAAUGCCAUAAAGAUUCAAUUAUAGCAGUAAAGUAGUGAUGAUCACUCUCUUCUGGAUUACUAUGUAGAUGUGAAGUGCUGGUGCAUUCAGGGACUUCACAGGCGCUCAGGUGCAGUCGGAGUGCUGCAAACGGGGGGAUUGGGAAUGCAGUUUUUUGCUCUGCUGCUCGUGGAUAAGUGUUUUUGAGACGCCUGGAAAGCCUUUACAGGGCAGCACAGCUGGGGCCGAGCACAUUGCACCCACGGGUUGCAGAAACUGGGCACGCUGUAGAACUUGGUCAGCUUUUUGGGUACCUGUUUCCCCACGUGAGUUGAAGGCAUCUCAGGAAUCUUUGACAGAGGGCCACACCCUGUCACCGAGGACACACAGGCCCCACCAGAAGUGUCUUUAACUCCAGACUGUGCUUCGCAGUCGUGGCUGUACCUUGACCCAAAGUAAGUCAAGGGCAGGGGCUCGCUGCUGCAGCUCAGAGAUCGCAUCGGUCUCCUCGGACGAUUCCAAGCCUUGUCAAUCCAGAGAUCCACUUGAAGCUUUUCCAGCUUUUUAACCACAUUGACGUUCUUGUCAGCUUCUUCUCCUGCAUGGUUGUCUUCUCUUCUAAUCAUCUCCUCCUUGCCUGGUUUGGGUUUAGCAGAAAUACUUGAUGCUUUUGUUUCCACCAGCAGAGCAGAGGCUGUUUUUGAAAUGAUGCCCCAGUCCUUAAGGAUGUCGUCCGCUGUGGUGAACUGGGAGGUGACGGUAAAUCGGAUGAUGCGUUUGGUGUGGAUUUCUGCCGGGAUGAGGUACAUGGUGCCAGAACCCGUCAAUCUUCUCAACAGCUCUUGGGUUAAAGCAUUUCCAUCCUAGAAGGACAGAAAACGAUAAACUGGCUACACUGCUUUCAUCUAGUUCACCUUUGACCAAGACGCCAUCUUAAAGAUAAGGAAAAUGUUGCUUCAUGCACAGCCUGAAAAGUUUCUAGCUGCAUACUUUUAAACAGAAGACCACCAAGCCAAGAUGCCUCUGUGCAGGAACCUCAAAAUUUGGGUCACUUUUUAUGUGAGACUCCAGGAGCUUCGCCAUCUCAAUCCCCUGAAACAGAAAGGGGAAAAAAUGACCUCAUCCAAAACAAAAUACUAGAAAUGAAUUUGUAAAAAUGAAGAGAAAUGUCACUUGCAUGUCUGAUAUGAGCUUGGAGUUUUGUCAGUCCAAAGGAGCGUAAGACGAACCAGAGUUUGAGGGAUCGGAAUCGUCGACUGAGAGGAAUUUGCCAGUGCUAAGAAAUGAAAUCACUGAAUAAACUGCAUUUUAUUAAUGGUUAA